AUCACCAAUGAGAUGACCUUCUACAAGGCUGAAUUGUCAGUGGGAUCAAACAAACAGAAAGUUGGUGUGCUUCUUGACACCGGCUCCUCCGACUUGUGGGUCAUGGGUAACGACAACCCGUACUGUUCUCACGGAAGUACUUUGCCUCUUUCCAAAUACCGAAUCCCUUAUCAAUCUCUGUUUAGCAAGUCACAGGAUAUCUCUAAAGAUGCCGCCGUCCCUGAAAGCAGCCAGAUUGACUGUAGUAUAUAUGGCACCUUUAACAAAACCGCUUCCACCACUUUUCGCAACAAUGGUACGAGUUUCCAUAUCACCUACAGCGACAACACCUUUGCAGAAGGCACUUGGGGACAUGAUACUGUCACUUUGAAUGGAUUGGAGAUUGAUGAUCUCUCCUUUGUGGUUGCUAAUUCUUCCAACUCGAGGGUCAGUGUAUUGGGAAUUGGCUUAUCGGGGUUGGAAGUGACAUACUCUGGGGGAAUAGCGGGCCAACAGCCAUAUAAAUAUGAUAAUUUGCCUAUGAAGUUGAAAAGCGACGGGUACAUCGGGAAAAAUCUCUACUCAUUGUAUUUGAACAGCGCCAAUGCUACCCAGGGUACCGUUUUGUUCGGUGGGGUUGACCAUGCUAGAUACACGGGUGAGUUGGUUGCCAUUCCUCUCGAAAACAUCUAUCCCCUGAUGUAUUCAGUUCCAAUCACAUUUGACGUCAAAUUGAAGGGGGUGAGCUUUAAAGACAAGGUGGCCUUGCCUGACGAGGUGACUGCUUUAUUAGACAGUGGGACUUCGUUGACUUUCUUGCCACAGAUUGUGGUGGACAAUUUGAUCCAACUAUGGGAUCUUACAUAUUGGGAUGAAGCUGCGGCAUAUGUUGGUUUGUGCGAUGCCUACUCCAACCAGGAGCUUUCGUUUGAGUUUGCCGGUACCACGAUUAAUGUUCCAGUCUCCAACUUUCUUCGUCCGUUGACUUACUCGAAUGGCACAACAUCUGUAAACUGUUCGAUGGGUGUUAUAGCCGCUGAUAGAUAUGUCUUGGGAGAGAGCUUCUUAAGAGGUGCCUACGUCGUGUAUGACUUGGAUGAUUUCCAAGUGUACUUGGCGGAGGCAGAUUUUGAUUCAACCAGGGAGGAUAUUGUAGCUGUGACAUCUACCAUUCCAGAGGGAGGGAAAUCUAGCUCUACCGUUGGUUCCGUUCCAAGUUCCACAAAUUCUUCUUUCAGCACCACUUCGAGCUCUAUUGAUUCUUUCAGCACCACUUCCAGCUCCACUGAUUCUUUCAGCACCGCUUCCAGCUCCACUGAUUCUUUCAGCACCGCUUCCAGCUCC
Babjeviella inositovora NRRL Y-12698 is the source of this 1323-nucleotide messenger RNA. RefSeq names its product pepsin-like aspartic protease. Gene Ontology annotation, biological process: proteolysis. NCBI's taxonomy places the organism in Eukaryota, Fungi, Ascomycota, Pichiomycetes, Serinales. The annotation marks the transcript as partial. The record is from RefSeq and is a predicted model, not a curated record. The transcript has a single exon. Gene Ontology annotation, molecular function: aspartic-type endopeptidase activity.